UUGCAGACGGCGUGACGUGGGGCUGACUCGGUCAGCUGGCUCCUCCAUCAGAACGGCAGGGAGAGCCUCUCCCAAAGGGAGACAUCACCAUCAACGCCCGACGCAGCUUCACCGGCGGCCCGCCGGAAGAGGAGAAAAACAUGGGCGAAACGCGGCUAUAGUGGCGGAUCGGACUCCAGCGGCAGUCGGGAGACGCGGAUUAUUUAUUCACCUAUUUAUUAUUUAUUUAUUUCCCCCGCCAGUGUAAUGGCAGGGGUCCAUGGCUGCGGCUGCUGAGAAGCAGGUGCAACAUCAUCGUCGGAGGCUUUUCAUUUCCUCGGCAUGGGCUGGGAGAGGGCCGAACCCCGGGCUGGAUCACUCCGUGGGAGGGGGCCAAAGGCUGGGCCGCGGCUGGGGGGCAGAGCCUGCUAAAGACUACAAUUGAUAAACGCUCUGUGCAUAUCAGCGUAUUUUAACCAACAUGGCCCUUUUACAGCUCAAGGUUAUCCGCACACAGCAGCACGCGUAACCGGCGCAUCUGCAGAACAUGGAAUAAGCGCUUCCUGUAGCCUGUUGGAGGAAAGACUGAUUAAAUACCCUCUAUUUCCUACCCUGAGUGCUGACUGGAUCAUAACACUGACAGUCCAGCCUUACAGGCCUGAACAUUUUUUUUUUUUUUUUUGGCUUAUAUAGUCUUGUUUGGAUAAACAGAGUGCAGCUGCCAAGAUGAUGGAGAUAGACGAGGUGGUGUACCAGGACGACUACGGCUCCGGCACCGUGAUGUCGGAGCGGGUGUCGGGCCUGGCCAAUAGCAUCUACCGGGAGUUCGAGCGGCUCAUCCACAGCUACGACGAGGAGGUGGUGAAGGAGCUGAUGCCGCUGGUGGUCAACGUCCUGGAGAACCUGGACGCGGUGCUCACCGAGAACCAGGAGCACGAAGUGGAGCUGGAGCUGCUGAAGGAGGACAACGAGCAGCUCAUCACCCAGUACGAGCGGGAGAAAGCGCUGCGUAAGCAGGCGGAGGAGAAAUUUAUUGAAUUUGAGGACAGCCUGGAAGCAGACAAGAAGGAGCUGCAGAUACAGGUGGAGCUUUUGGAGCUUCAGGGGAAGCAGCUGGAGCUGAAGACGAAGAACUACUCUGACCAGAUCACUCGUCUUGAGGAGCGUGAAGCAGAGAUGAAGAAGGAGUAUAACGCUCUUCACCAGCGCCACACCGAGAUGAUCCAGACGUACGUGGAGCACAUAGAGCGGACCAAACUGCAGCAAGCAGGGAGCAACAGCCAAUCAGAAGGCCCCGGCUGUGGACGAACUCAACGCCACACAUGGAGGAAAAGCAAAGCGGAGCGCCCGCCGUCGCUGAGCCUGUACCCUGGUGGCGAGGGCAUGGUACGUGGGGGUCACGGGGGGGCUAGGAUGAUGCCCGGGAAAGACAUCUGGCAGGUCAGCGAGCUCGGCCGCUCCACCUUCAGCUCCGCCUCUCAGGAGGACGAAUCGGAGUCCGACUCGGUCGCAGCCACACCCAGCAGCACAGGAAGCAAGUCCAACACGCCCACCUCCUCCGUCCCCUCAGCCACCGUCACCCCCAUCAACGAGGGCUUCCCCCCGCACUACGACUUCGACAUGAUGCGCACCGGGAACCGCAGGAAAGGCGCCAAGCGUCUCAGUCGCAACAUGGAGGUGCAGGUUUCCCAGGAAACCAGGAACGUGAGCAUCGGUAUGGGAAGCAGCGACGAAUGGUCCGAAUUUCAGGAAAUAAUCGACUCCACCCCAGAGCUGGAGAUGGGAAUGGACUCCAGGGUGUAUGGAGGUGGAAACAGUCCUUCUCAAGGGAUUGUUAAUGAGGCAUUUGGCAUCAACACGGACUCACUGUACCACGAGAUCAAAGACGCAAAGUCGGACAUCAUCGGAGACGUUGACGCCGGCGCAGAGCUGCUGGGCGAGUUUUCAGGGAUGGGAAAGGAGGUGGAGAAUCUUCUGACGGAGAACAAACAGCUUCUAGAGACCAAAAACGCUCUGAACAUUGUAAAAAACGACCUUAUCGCCAAAGUGGACGAGCUGUCGAGUGAGCAGGAGGUGCUGAAGGAGGAGCUGGAGGCGGUGAGGCAGUCCAAGAACAAGGUGGACGCCAGAAUCAAGGAGCUGGAGGAAGAAAUCAAGAGGUUAAGAGCGGAAGCAUCCCGGGACUCCAAAGACGAAGUUGGCGAUGAUUUUUCGUCGCCCAUGCAGGACGGGGACAUGUCGAUGACCCAGCGGCGCCGCUUCACUCGGGUGGAGAUGGCCCGUGUGCUGAUGGAGCGGAACCAGUACAAAGAGAGGCUGAUGGAGCUGCAGGAGGCGGUGCGAUGGACAGAGAUGAUCAGGGCUUCCAGGGAGAGUCCUCCCAUCCAGGAGAAGAAGAAGUCCACCAUCUGGCAGUUCUUUGCACGCCUCUUCAGCUCAUCGUCCAGCCCUCCGCCCGUCAAGCGCCCGUACUCCAGCGUCAACAUCCACUACAAGUCGCCCUCGCCGGCGUUCAACCAGCGGCGCAGCCACACCAUGUGCCAGAUCUCCACCUCCAACCGCACGCUGGAGUUCUUCCCUGAAGAACUGGCCAGUAACGGUGUUGCGUCUCUCCUCAGUGACUCGGCGCUGAUGGCGCGCCGAGAGCAGCGGCGUGAGCAGUACAGGCAGGUGCGAGAGCACAUGCGCCGUGACGACGGCAUCAUGCAGGCCUGUGGCUGGAGCGUGCCAUCUCGCCUCAAGCAGACUGGCGGUCAGACGGACGGCGCUAAGGACAGCCCGCUGAAGAGACAACAGACCAAUGAGAAGGAGGAUAACCGCAUGAAGAAUGUGCCUGUUCCGGUGUACUGUCGCCCCCUGGUGGAGAAAGACCCCAACAGGAAGUUGUGGUGCGCAGCAGGAGUCGACCUGACAGGAUGGAGAGUUAGCAGCCAGGAGGUGGCGCCACCCAAAGCACCACCGGGCAGCGGUGACCCCCUGCAGACUGAGGAGGACCGAGUGGACAAGAAGAACACGUCACCAGAGAAGAGGAAGUCUAAGGACCUCCAGGAGACAGACAGCAUGAACAGUCGAGUGUGGAUCCUCACCAGCACCCACUCUGCCAGCAAAGUGGUCAUCAUCGACGCCAACCAGCCUGGCUCUCUGGUCGACCAGUUCAACGUCUGCAACGCACACGUGCUCUGCAUCUCCAGUGUGCCAGCUGCAAGCGAGAGUGAUUAUCCAGCAGGAGAAAUCGUGUUGGAUCCAGGUGAUGGAGGAGCAGGAGGAGGAGAUGACAUGGGCGGCGUGGAGGGCAUGUUGGCUGGCAUCACGCUGGUUGGCUGUGCCACGAACUGCAGCGUUGCCCGUAGCAACUGUUCCUCGCGUACGGACACGCCCAUAGUGGACAAAGGACAAGCCCCCGCCGCUCCCCCCACGAACGGGAAGAUUCACCCCGCCCAGUCGACCGAGGAAGCCACGGAGGCCACGGAGGUUUCCGAAUCCACGGCCAGCCACGCGGAGAUGGGGUCCGGACGCCCGGGGCCCUUCACCGAGCACGUCUUCACCGAUCCUCAGCCUCGUCCGGCGGACGACAGGAGCGCGGGCCAGUCCAAAGAGGAGUCGUCUCAGCCCACAGAGUCUGAGGAAGGAGGGGAAGAAACCAAAAACUACACCAGCGUGGCCCCCACCAUGUGGCUCGGGGCGCAGAAUGGCUGGCUUUAUGUCCACUCUGCCGUCGGAAACUGGAAGAAGUGUCUCCACUCCAUCAAACUCAAAGACUCGGUUCUCAGUCUGGUGCACGUGAAAGGUCGUGUGCUGGUCGCCCUCGCCGACGGGACGCUCGCCAUAUUCCACCGAUCAGAAGACGGCCUGUGGGACCUGUCCAACUACCACCUCAUGGACCUUGGCCGGCCUCAUCACUCCAUCCGCUGCAUGGCGGUCGUCCACGACAAGGUCUGGUGCGGCUACAAGAACAAGAUUCAUGUCAUUCAGCCCAAAAGCAUGCAGAUCGAGAAGUCGUUCGACGCCCACCCCCGGAGGGAGAGCCAGGUGCGGCAGCUGGCCUGGAUCGGAGACGGCGUGUGGGUCUCGAUCCGUUUAGACUCCACCCUGCGUCUGUACCACGCGCACACGCACCAGCACCUUCAGGACGUGGACAUUGAGCCAUACGUCAGCAAAAUGUUGGGUACUGGCAAGCUGGGCUUCUCAUUUGUGCGGAUCACGGCCCUGCUGAUUGGUGGAAACCGCCUCUGGGUGGGGACAGGAAACGGCGUGAUCAUCUCCAUCCCGCUGACAGAGACGGUGGUUCUUCACCGGGGACAGCUGCUGGGGUUGAGGGCCAAUAAAGUGUCUCCUACGUCCUCCGGCGGUGUGAUCCAUGUGUACGGCGAUGACAGCUCUGAGAAGAGCACCGGCAGCUUCAUCCCCUACUGCUCCAUGGCCCAAGCGCAGCUGUGUUUCCAUGGACACCGAGAUGCUGUCAAGUUCUUCGUAUCCGUACCAGGCAAUGUUUUGGCCACCUUAAACGGCAGCGUUCUGGACAGUCCUUCCGAAGGUCAGAGCACCGCAGCGCCCACAGAGACGGAGGCGCAGAGCGUUCAGAACGUGCUGGUGCUGAGCGGAGGAGAGGGAUACAUCGACUUCCGCAUAGGUGAUGGGGAGGAUGAUGAGACGGAGGAAGGUGACAGUGGCGGUGGGGCUUCGCAGAUGAAACCUGCUUUGAGCAAAGCUGAGCGAAGCCACAUCAUCGUCUGGCAGGUCUCCUACGUGCCAGAGUGACGCCUAAAUCUGCUUUAGCAGUACACCCGAACAUCUUACUGAAGAAAUCUCCCUCUCUCCUCCCCCGCACCCCCAGAAGCUUCAAGCCACUAAAACUUUGUAAUUAUUCCCCGGUCAUGUAAAAGUUCCCUUCUGGCUCUGAAAAAGAAUAAACCCUUCAAGCUGCGCAUCUUUCCUUGUAACUAUUAAACACCCCGCCCUGACCCCUUCACCUUUUAACUUUAAUGCCUUGUAAGUACCUCCUUUGACCUAGUUAUCUGCUUGCCAUCCUGUGUCUGUCCCCCACAGGGCCUUGUAAACAUCAUAAUAAGCCUUGUAACUACCUCCCUCCUCUGUAACCAUCAAAUACUCACUCUGUAAGCACACCUUAUCUCCGAUAUUCAGUCUCGGUUGCAUCGGGCCCAGAGCUCCUAAUAAUUUUUGCCAUUAAGUUCGCUAUCUAUGGAAACUUAAAUCUAAAAACAAAAACAAGAAAGGGGAGCAACAGAUACAGCAAUGUGAUGGGAGAUGAAGUUGCAUUUUCAAAAAACAACAACAAAAUAAGAGUACAUUUUACAGUUCUUAUGCAAUGAUAUAAGUUAAAGUAAAAUACAUUUGGUCCCAGUGAAAGUAAAUGUUGAAUAAGUUGAGAAAUUACAUUUCUUUUCCCCCUUAAAAUGCUUUACAGCCUGCUGGUUAGGUCCCGAUUGAAAACAUGCAGCGCCUUGAAAAACUAUUCUUGCUCCUUGAAGCUCUCUACAUCUUGUCAUGUUACGACCAUAAAUGUAUUUUAUUGGAAUUUUACAUGAUGAAGCAACAAAUUCAUUUGAAGGUUUCAGAGUAAAAAGGGGGAGUUAAUGCAAAUCCACUGCAAACAUUUAGGAUUUUAUCAUUAGUAACUCAUUAUUUAGCCUCUCAUCCAUCUUGUGUCUAACUUUAGGUGAUUCUUCCCUGUCUGUGCUAAACAAAAGCAUCCACCUCGCAGCAUGACGCUGCCACCACCAUGUUUCACUGUGGGUAUGGUGCUUUCAGGGUGACAUGCAACAUUAGUUUACAACAAAACAGCUGUAAUUUUAUAAAGAAAAUUAAAAACACACACAAGUGAAUUCUCUCUACUAAUCAAGUGGUGUUUAUCAGGAUUUAUAUCACGGAUUAUCAGAGUAAAAGGUGCUAAAUACAAAUACAUGCCUCUCAUUUCAAUUGCGUUAAAGUUUAUGGAUGUAACGUGACAAAAUGUGGACUGGUUAGUAAUUUUUCAAGGCACAGACGUGUUCAGUGAGAAAAAUCCUGGAAAUAAUGUGGUGCAGCCGCAGCAGUCUGAGACAGGUGAAAGGUCAGACCGUUUCCACAUCCAAUCAGACUGGUAGUUUAAUAUUUCGGUUCCUAAAAGAUUUCCCUCUUUGAUUGGCUGUGGAUCAGAUGCUUUGGUGUGAAGCAGGUAAACAGUGGCAUGCUGUUAUUUUAUGUACAGGGAUAACUGUAAAUGUCCAGAUGCACUGAAGCCCAUCCUCUUUGUUCAGUAUGGAAACUCGUGCAUUGAUCUCUAUCUGUGGAUUAAAUAUUAAAACAUAUUUGUGUGCCGAAA
Poecilia reticulata (guppy) is the source of this 6301-nucleotide messenger RNA. The record is from RefSeq and is a predicted model, not a curated record. Lineage: Eukaryota; Metazoa; Chordata; Actinopteri; Cyprinodontiformes; Poeciliidae.